Chironomus riparius is the source of this 3664-nucleotide messenger RNA. NCBI's taxonomy places the organism in Eukaryota, Metazoa, Arthropoda, Insecta, Diptera, Chironomidae. The record is from the annotation of a GenBank genome assembly.
ACAGUCUGACAAAUGUAUUUGAGUGUGGCUGUAUGGACGAAAAAAAAAAAUACAUCGGAAGACCUUGCAGUUGUACAAAAAAAUUAACGCGAGUCGCACUCAUUUAGUUGGUGGAUGCGAUAAGGUUGAAAUAAAUCGACACUUUUUUGAGGAUUUUGGAUUGAAUUUUUAAGUUCAUUUGACUGGAAUUAAGUUAAAGAACUGAUUUAAAGUGAUUGCAAAAAAAAAUUAUAAAAAUUCCAAUUUUAAAUUCACUUUGAAUCCAAAAAAUCUACAAAAAUUUUAAACAUUUCCUGCUCAUCUGCACACAGAACAGUAACAACAACAAUAGAACCUCAUUCAAAAUCACCUCUAUGUGUGCAAAAAAAAUUGUAUGUACAUCCGUGACUGUAUUGUAAGUGAUAAGACGCAUUAGACACAGACAUUGCACACAUCACAUGAAAAUAACAUCUACAAAAAUAAUUCAUCUAUCAGGCUUCCCAAAGUUCACAUGACUACAACAAUUCAUUCAGUCCAACUGGUUCAUACUUUCUACUCUACUUGUCAUUGAAACAUCAACUGAGCACAUACUUAUUGAUGAAUUAAAUAACAAGAUUGACUUUGAUCUACUUGGAAGUUCAAGAAAUGUAAUCCCUACCAGAACCUAAAACAUACAACCUUAAAAAAUGGCAUCAUUAAAGCCUAUCAACCCAAAUUUCAUCUACACAAUCACAUAUUCUCAAUCAGAAUCAGCAUUAUGUCUUAUCGGCUCAACAUAUAAAACAGUCACAAUCUCAGGACAUGAUAAUCACAGUCAUCCAUCAAUCCGUGAAGCAAUCGAUCUUAUUUCCAAUGAAAAAUUCUCACAAAAUUUCUUAAAAGCUGGUCGAGCAUUUGUGAUAAAUGUGCAAUGUCGGGGUUCUUUAUUGCCACUGGAUCCUCAGCAAUUGGCAGUGCUGGUUAAUAACUAUAAGGACAGACCGAUGAUAUUUUAUUUUGAGAGUCAUGAGAGUGGAUGUUGUGUAUAUUACAAGGACAAUUCAGUCAUCAAAUGUGCCACAAAUAUUUCAACAAUUUUCAUCGACGAAUUUUAUAAUUCAGAAUUUUCAUUUGAGCUGCUUUUGAGGGCAAUGAGGUCUAAAUUUGGCGGGAACUUUUCUGAAAAAUUUUCAGAUCUACAGUUGAAUGUGAUGCCACUUGUGGAUGAAUGGAGGCUCAUUGACUUAGCUGUGCUGGGGAAUAAUCAGUUGUGCAUUCGGUUCCUUCAAUUAUUUGAAAAUUCCUUAGACAAUGUUGACAAUUUCAGCAUUAGACUCCUUCAAAAUGCAGCUAGGAUGUGCAAUUUCGACUCAAUGCUAGCAAUUUUUGACCUGAAUUUCGAGCAAAAAGAUUUCGGACUGAAAAUAAAUCGAGACUUGCUGAAUGUUAAAGAUUCCAGUGCAUUUAAUCUCUUGAUGAUCUCAGUUGAGUGUGGCAACGUCAGUGCGACAAUUUUCUGGCUAAAUCUAAACUUUUUUGAUGUCAAUUAUGAAAUAAAUGGAACUAAAGCUGCAGACUUGGCAUGCAAACUAAAAAACUCCGAGAUUCUUCUUAUGCUUCUUCAAAAUGACUCAAAAUAUCCUAAAAACUACCAUAAAAUUGACAAGUCUGUGGAAUUGCAGAUGUUCAGUAACAAGAUUAAUGAAAUUCAUGAAGCCAUCAAGCUUAGUGACAUUAAAAAAGCCAAGGAAGUCCUUUAUAAUCUAAAACUUCGAUACUAUUUUAACGAAUUUAACAAGUCAGCAGCAUUUGCAGCUCUAGAAAAUCGAGAAUUUGAGAUCUACAAGCUCUUGAUGAUGAAUAACUCGACUAUAGGCAGUCAUGAGGAUCUAAUGGACUUAAACCUUGACGAAGAAGCCAAAGUAAUUGUCAAGUUCAUCCACGAUAGAUACAAAAGUGCUUUAUAUGAAAAGUGUGUCCUGGACGUUGAAAAAAGGAUUAAAUGCCUGAACAUCCUUGAGAUCCACAGACAAAAAUAUCAAUUUGAGGUUAGGAAUUCCUUAAAUCUUCUCUUUGAUGUCGAGUCAUUCAGACCAAUUUUAAGGAUCAUCGCAGUUUCUGAUGUGGAUUUCAUUCUUGAUUUUGAGAGAGACUCAGUGAAUUAUUUGGAUCCAUCCGAAGGUCCUGGAACUCGUGGAUAUUUUGCUAACUCAUCGAUCUUCAUUGCCUGUAAAAAUUUGCUGACUGAUGACCAGAAAAACUUAUUUCUUGCAACUUUAAUCCACGAAAUGACGCACUUUGUGGUAAACUUUUUGUAUGGCAAUUGCUGUCGACCGUUUCACAGUAGUGACGCUAAGAGAGCAAAGGACUUCCAUGAAGUCUACGAAUCAUGCAAAAAAUAUUCAAAAAGUGAGAAAAUCAUUGACGCAGUCUAUGGAUAUGAGGAGAAAUUGAGGUAUUCAGAGCUGAUUGUCAGGCCGAAUCACUUGAUUGCACACUACCUAGAUAAUGAGGAGAUGAGGAAGGAAUGUGAAAUGAACUUUCCAGAAUUAUUCAAAUUUUACAGAGAACGAAUCCAUCCAGACAUGCUGAGUGCUCUUGGAUGGCUUGAUGGACAUGAAGAAAUUGAUCAAAAAGUUCCAAAGAAGAAAAGAAAAGUCUCAAAAAUCCACAAAGACUGCAACUUUGAUUUUGAAGCUCAAAAACUUUUGGAUGGUCCAAAAAAGUUGAAAAAGUUUUCAAAAUUUCAAUUUUUGAAAAGAAAUUCCAAAUUUUUUGCAACAAUUUUUGGAGCAUUUUUCACGAUUUUUGUGAUUAUUUUUGGUGCUUUUAUUUGGAAGUUUUCACAAUCUGGAGGUCAUGAGUUACCUAAAGCACUCAGACUUAUGACUCCAAAAUGCACCAACAUCACAAAUCCAUUGACAAGCUUAAUAUCGCUCAAAAAUCUCACAGAAAUUGAAAAUUUCAUCGACAAUAUCAAAAAUUCAGCUCAAAAUCCAACAGAAGAAUUCAAUAAAAUAUUCAGCAUCAACAGCACAUGCAAUCCAAUUACAAUUUCAAUCGAAACUCAUCCAGAAGACAUGAAUUUUGUCAAAGACAUGAUUGAUGUUGCUGAGGAUGCUUUUAAGGAUUGUAAAGGGAGCUUUAAGAAGCUUUUGGUUCAAAGUUUUAAGUAUUUGAGGGAAAAUUGUGAUGAAAUUAAUGAAAUUUUUGAUUUUGUGAAUGGAAAGUUGACUAAAUUGUUGGAUUUUAAGGAACAUAGAAGUUUUGUGGGUGGGAAAUUUGAGGAAAUUGGCAUCAAGUGUUGAGUUUGUGAUGCUGGAGAGUGGGAUUGCUCAAUAAAUCAGGUAAAUUAAACUAAAUAGUUGGAUGAGAAGAAACUAAGCAGGGGUGAAGCCUUAGCCUAUUGGAAAAUUAACUGUUGCUGACCCUUCCUUAAAAAAAAUCAAAAUUCUAAAAACUUUAUGUGAUUAUAAAACGGGUAAUCUAUUAAAUAUUAAGUGUAAUCUAAUUAUAAGAAAAUUAAAAUAACUGAACUUUAUAGUUCCUAUUAUGUUGUGCUUGUUUUGAUGUAAGAAUACAAAAUUUAUUUUUAUUUUGCAAAUUUGCCAUUGAAAUUGUUAAAUUUGAAUGAAAAUGAUGAUUAAAAAAAUUCAGGAAUUAAAAAUUAUGUAAAUCAAAAAUCGUUGUUAAAUUUAAGUUUCUU